AAACCAAAUAAUUCAAGCUUCAGAUUUAUCCUCCGCUUAGUAACACACGUACACAACAAUGGCGUCACCUCUGCAAACACUGAUUGCUACAAUGGUUCUGCUAGGCCUGUUUUUUGGAUGUGCAGAGAAAGUGAGUGGAAUGCGUUACAUUCCCAAUUUCUUCACUGCCGGUGAGACAAAACACUCGGAGUUUCUUGUGAGCAUUGCACCCCAACCAUCUGGUCUCAUCCCUAGACUAGGAAGAUUCUUGCUGCCACCCCAACCUAAGAGGCCAUUCCAUCCUUACGACGAUCCAAUUGCUGCUGCUCCAGCCUCUUAUUGUGGAACCCCUAUUAGUUUUGCCCCACACCCUGGAAAUGAAGCUUCCGGUCCGAUCUCUAGAGAAGAAGAAGUUCCACCAGUGCCACAACCACUUGAACCAGUCAACAAAUAAGCAUUUGCUACAUGCAAAAGGGUCUACAAUCUUAGUAUUGUCAGAUUCCUUCUUCUGGUUUACACAACAAAUCUACUAUCCAGUCACUCUAUCUUUGUUAUCUAUUUCUCAAUAAAGAAAUAAUAUAAAAGUGAGUUGCUC
Raphanus sativus (radish) is the source of this 574-nucleotide messenger RNA. Its product is annotated as putative cell wall protein. NCBI's taxonomy places the organism in Eukaryota, Viridiplantae, Streptophyta, Magnoliopsida, Brassicales, Brassicaceae. The record is from RefSeq and is a predicted model, not a curated record. The coding region runs from base 59 to 433 and encodes 124 amino acids. The transcript has a single exon.